This is a messenger RNA of Danio rerio (zebrafish), 1455 nucleotides long. The record is from RefSeq and is a predicted model, not a curated record. Lineage: Eukaryota; Metazoa; Chordata; Actinopteri; Cypriniformes; Danionidae.
GCUGCGGAGAGUUUCACACUCGCUCCUUUACUCAAGCCAUCGACUGCAAGACACCAAAAAUGGUUGACACUAAUUGGAGUGAUUUCGAGAGUUUUUUCAACGAGACAUACAGUGAGGAGACCUAUGAAGGCAGCAUCGUAACCGCAGAGGUAAUUUUAUGCAAGAAAGCCGAUGUGAUUCGAUUCAGUGCUGCAUUUCUUCCAGCGUUUUACUAUAUUAACUUCUUGCUGAGCUUGCUUGGGAAUGGACUGGUGCUGUGUAUCAUCUACAAGUUCGAGAAGCUCAGCACGGUCACCAAUAUCUUCUUACUCAACCUCGUGAUAUCAGAUCUCAUCUUCGCCUCCAGUCUUCCCUUUUGGGCAGUCUACCACAAAUCCGAAUGGAUCUUCGGUAAGAAUCUUUGCAAGUUUGUCGGCAGCUGUUACUCAGUCGGCUUCAACAGCUCCAUCCUUUUCCUCACCCUCAUGACUUUUGACCGCUAUUUAGCCGUGGUCCACUCCAUCGCAGCAGCCCAGAGCAGGAGAAUGGCAUAUGCAUUCGGAUCAUCCGCCGCUGUUUGGGUGGUCAGUAUUGUGGCUAGCAUCAAGGAUAUAGUUCUGUACGACGUAAUGAAAACAGAAGACGGUUUGCUUUGCGAAAUGACCGGUUACAAUCAGACAUUCCUCACAAAGUGGGAGCUUAUCGGCUAUUAUCAGCAGUUUUUCCUCUUCUUUAUGGUUCCUCUGAUUAUCGUUUUGUACUGCUAUGUUCGGAUCACCAUCAGAAUCAUGUACACGAGACUGAUGGAGAAGUGCAGGGCGGUCAAGCUCAUUUUUAUCAUUGUGUUCACCUUCUUCAUCUGCUGGACGCCUUACAAUGUGGUCAUCCUGUUAAAAGCCAUUAAGACGUACUUCAAGGUCCAGAACGAUUGCUCGAAUGCUCUCGAUUACGCGCUGUAUGUGACUCGCAACUUUGCUUAUCUCUACUGCUGCAUCAGUCCUGUCUUCUACACUUUUUUGGGGAAGAAGUUCCAGAGUCAUUUUCUGAAGCUUCUGUCCAAGCGUAUACCAUGUCUGAAGAUUGAUGCCAUGUGGUCUACACAGAGCAGUAAGAACACGUCAUUCAGGAGCCCAAAUACUGAUUUUUGAGCAUUUUUAGUGGCGGACAGGUGAACAAAAGAUUUGUUUAGAAAUGUGUCAUUGAGAGGACACAAAGAAUCAAGAGAGUCUGAAAUCCAAUCUUCAUUUGAAUUAAAAGUUCACCAGAAAAUUAACAUUCCUCCAUCAUUUACUUGUUCCUAACCAGUUUGAGUUUUGUUGUGAAGAUAUUUGUUGAAGAUGUUAAAUUGUUAAGAUGUUUUUGUUAAAAUAAGAUGUUUAGAAGAACAAUAAAAAAAUUCAUUCAUUGAUUUUCAUCCGCUUUUCCGGGGCCAUGCCGUGAGGGCAGCAGUCUCAGGAGAGAACCCUUGACUUUCCU